UCGAGGGCGACUCCUCUUUGGCGCCGGUAGCGACUGCAAAGACGUCCGUAUUCGACGACGGUCCGCGAGCGAGUGACCGCGGGGAUGCGGGUCGCUUCCCGCAUAAGCGGCACCCGCGAAGUGCGCCCCUCGCGGCCGGUCCGCGAACUGCUACUUUGCGAAUCUGCGAAUUUGCGAAUACGCGAGACCGCGAGAGUGUCGUGAUCCUUGGUGAAUCUUGAAAGUGCGAGGUUUGCGCCGAAUCGAGACGCUUCUGGACCGGUGCUCCGUCUCUCCGCCAAGAGAACGUAAAGAACACUCAAGAAGGAUUUAUAUAUAUAUUUAUUUAUUUGUUUAUAUAUACGCGAGUGUGCAUACAUCUUCGACGCAAAGAGGAUCGUCUCCGACAGGGAUUGCCGGAAAUCUCGAGGUCGUCGACUCGUGGAUCAGGAAGGACCUCCCUAAGGGAAGUCGCAAAUCCACUGGGAAUUAUCUCCCGGGAGUCCUGGCUCGUGUUUCCUGAUUUAUCAUCUCUUUUUCCGCCCCCUACCCCCGGACGCGAAAAGUUCCUGGGGCGCAAAUUAAGCGGCGAAAUUAGCCGGUGCCCCUCGAAAUUGGAGACGAUUAAGCUCCUUCACCUGGCCUCGCGGGUUUCUCCGCGUGCGGAAAUCUCAGUUUCUCUCUCUCUCUCCCCUUCUCUUUUUUCCGUCCAUCGUGCGAGGACUCGGAAUUUAAAUUCCUUCGGCGAAGCCGCCGAGGCAUUCCUCUCGGCUCUUUAUGAUUUAAGGCGGAAAAAAGCAUCGAAAGUAAGAAGCCGAAAUAAAGGGCCCGGAAAGAAGGGGAAAGGAGACGGCGUAAGUGUUCUCGCUGCGUUAAAUAGACAUUAAGAGGGAGUGACGAGGAAGGACUCCUCUUCUCGCUCUUCCAUGAAGAACGUCCCGAAGAGGCGCGAGGAGGCGCUUGACGGUGCAAAAAGUCGGCUCGUUUGGCAAUCAAAAGAUUUCGGAGUCGCUCCCGGACGCGUCCGGCUUAAUAACGAGCACAUGUCGAGAGAGGUGCCGCCACUCUGAGGGGUCCAAAAAGAAAAGUCGAAGGAAGAAGACAGGGGUCCCUCGGGACGUCUUCGAAAUUCCCGCCGAUAGGGUCCCAUGGGAGCCUCGGACUGCCAAAUUCUUUUCCUCUGUCCUAUACAAUAAAUAUUGGGAACGAGUUCCACGCAGUGACCGAAAGAACAGCGAAAACUGUCAUAAAAAAAUAAGGUGCCCCCGACAAAAAGUCACCAACCGUGCAUUCCAAAAAAGAGUCAGGACAUUUUCCUUCAGCGUGGUGAAUUUCCCCCCCUGAACACAUUUCGAGUCCUGGACCGUGGAAGAAAUCUGGCGCCUCCGACAAAAACUCCCCAGUUAAAUCAAACGCACCAUAGAAAAAGCGUCGGACAUCUUUCGUCCAGAGGGGUGAAUUUCUCCCCUGAACAAAUUUCCAUUACUGGACCGUGGAGAAAAAUCAGGCGUCUUCGAAAAAGUCCUUGGUCGACCCAGGCGGACCUCAAAAAUCGCCAGGACAUCUUCCUUUCAGCAUGGUGAAUCUCCACCUUGAAUAAAUUUCGACUCCUGAACCGUGGAAUCUCGGUGGAGGAGAAAAGUUAAAGCGCCCCUAGGUCCCGAAUACCGAAAUCGGGGACAAGAAGUGAAGGGGUCCCCUUUCGAUAAUAAAUAUUUUUCCUGGCUAGAGUUACAGGCGGGCUCGAAUUUCCUUCUCUUUGCGAGUUGAGAUGAGAAGUGACAGGUGAAGUACAGGGAAUAAAAAGUGGAUAUAGGAGGACAGGGUCCUGAACGGCGUCUCGUUCUUCGAGGUCCGAUGACUAGAUGACGGGACUUCUGGGUCGUCAUCGGAGAAUGUCUCGUGUCCGGGGAAGGAUUCUCCGUUUCCGGAUGCAAGAGUCGAGACGCGGAGCUUCCGGUCGACGCCGAUAGCGGUCGAGGAGAUCGCGAGGUGAAAAUCGCCCCGACGACCCUGAAGGGAACCUCGAAGAGCUCGAAAGAGCAAGUCGGGAAGUGCUGCUCCUCCAGGCGUUGCUGUUUGGAGUCUCUCCUUCUCUUCCUCUCUCUCUUCGACAAACCAAAGAGGGGAGAGCCGGAAGCGAUGCCGCGCACGUGGGAGCUGGCGUUGCUGCCGAGUUUGCUGACGUUGCUGGUGCAUGCUGCCAGCGGCGAAGGCUCCGCCGAGUUUAGGAGCAGAGCUGUUCCGGUCAAGCUCGUCUGGGCCGCGGAGGGCGACGACGUCGAGCUGCCAUGCGACGUGACGCCUCCGACGCCCAACGACUCCGUCAGCAUGGUGCUUUGGUUCAAGGAUUCCGCCGGAAUUCCGCUUUACAGCCUGGACGCAAGGGGCGGCGAGCUGAAGAACGCCAUGCACUGGACCAUAAGCGACGACCUGGGCCGUAGGUCGUACUUCCAAGUGGCGGAUGGUCAUCGUUCCAGGCUGAAAGUGAACAACGUUAGUUUCUCCGACCAGGGCAUGUUCCGAUGUCGAGUGGACUUUAUCAACUCGCCGACGAGGAAUUUCGGCGUCAACCUCACCCUAGUCGAGGACCCGACCAGGCCGGUGAUCCACGACGCCCAGGGAAGGGAGGUCACCGGGGUAGGAGGUCCCUUCCUCGAGGGUUACGAUCUCUUCUUGGCCUGUCAAGUGUCCGGUGGAAGACCCAGACCGACGGUGACCUGGUGGAAGGAUGGCGAACUCUUGGACGGAGUUGUCGACUCCUCCAUCGUCGCCGGGUCGUCCAAUAAGUUCACGGUCAACCACCUCUUCGUGGACAAGGUUACCAGGUCACUGUGGGGCACCAAACUCGAGUGCAGGGCCCAGGCUGGACUCAAGGGACGAGUCAUCGUCAGGGAAGUCCCACUGGACGUCUACCUCAAACCAGCAGUGGUGAAGAUCGUCCUGAGCGACGAGCAGAUCUACGAGGGUCGCCCCGUGACCGCCAGGUGCGAGACCUGGGGCAGCUCACCUGCCGCCAGGAUAGUCUGGAGACUGGGAGGCGAGGUCCUGAGGGAGCCGGGAAUAUCCACCACCCAGAGGAGCAACUCCACGCUGAGCAAAGUGCUUCUGGUCCUUGGCAGGGACGACGACGGCAAGGAGCUCGUUUGCAGAGCCGAGAACCCGAGGUUUCCUGGAGGCGUCCUCGAGGAGACCAGGACUCUCCACGUGGCAUACUCACCUGUCGUGGCGACUCACCUGGCUACUGGUUACAGUUUCGAGACUCUUCAGGAAGGCGACGACCUGAAGCUGGUCUGCGAUGUCCAGAGCAACCCUUCUCCGACGAGCAUCCUCUGGUUCCACGACGACGUCCCUCUGAACCACGACGUCGCGACCGGCACGUUGAUCGCGUCCAACACCCUGACACUCAGAGUCCUGACCCUGGACCACUCUGGGGAGUACACCUGUCUGGCGGCGAAUCCUGUGGGAGAGACGAAGAGCUCGCCGUUGCUCGUGCACAUGAAAUAUGCUCCAAGGUGUAGAGAGGGCCACGAGAGGCAGGAAAUAUCAGUGGUGAGACACCAAAGCGUGAUUCUACGCUGCGAGGUCGACGCCGUGCCGAGCGACUCGGUCAGGUUCUCCUGGACCUUCAACGGGACCCUCGGCGACGUCCUGCCUAUGCAGAACUCGAGAUCGCAGGGUCGAGGCUUGACGAGCACCCUCGAGUACACCCCGGGUGCCGAGGCGGACUUCGGCACCGUGGCCUGCUGGGCGAGCAACAACGUCGGUCGCCAGAGUGCUCCCUGCAUCUUUAACGUGCUGCCAGCAAAGCCACCCCAGACACCCCUGGACUGUUCGCUGCACAACGAGAGCAGCGCUCUCGAGGUGAAUUGUAUCCCAGGAUCGGACGGUGGACUUCCUCAGCACUUCCUGUUGGAAGUGCGAGGCUCUCUGGUGCACUCGGGGAUCCUGCAAGUGCCGCAAAGCGACCAGGCUGCGGCGGGGGAGGCGCCUCCCAUCUACCAAGAGAGGAACCCCAGGCCGAUUUUUCAAUUACACGACCUGGAGCCAGGAUUCGACUACACGGUCAUCGUCUACGCGGUCAAUGGUCGUGGAAGAAGCGAGCCCUUCUUCUUGGAGAAGGUCAGGGUCGCCGAGUCGAUCGGCAGGAAGUUGGAGCGCGGCGGCGUCUUCCUGGAGGACCUGAAGAAAGUCAUACCCAAAGCCGCUUCGGAGAACAUGAUCAUCGUCAUGGCGUUGAUCGGUGCAGCAGGGUUGAUGCUGAUGGGCAUCGGAGUGGUGAUCGGACUAGCGAUCUGCAGGAAACGAAACAGCCCUCCAACCCACGAAGGUCCCGACGAUUUCACCACCCCCACGUACGUUCCUGCCCAGAGGGUGGAGCCGAAAGUCAGAUACACUUCCGAACGGAGGAGGUCGCAGCGCACGAGCCUCUACGUGGAGGAAAAUCGAAACGAGCCGGACCUGCUGCAGCAGGUGGAGCUGGAGCUGCAGAAUUAAUUCCCGAAAAUGGAGACCCCUUCUUCGUGGAGGGAGCCAGCAAAGAAGUACCUUGAACGCGGAGGCCAUGCGGCCCUCGCAACAUCCAGAAAUAAAUCUAAGUAAUUUUAAGUAACUCUAAGUAAAUGUAAAUGUUAAGUAUAUCCGUAGAAUGCCAUGUAAAUAAGUAAACGUGAAGGGAGGCAGAAGAUCGCGGACAAAGGAGGAGACAUAUACAAGAAUUUCGAGAUGAUCCGGCGGAGGUACCCUCUGUAGGUACCUAUCGAUCUACUUUGGGAAAGGCUCGUUUCCGGGUCUCCUCGAGGAGAUUCCGUCUCCUCCCGUCGUCUAUCUCGAGGGGAGAGAUCAUCGGCAACCUGCAGCAUCCCCUCGAAGCCGGGGACAAAAUAUUGAUCCUCCUUUUCUGCAGCUUCAGACCCGGCGAGCGCGCCUGGCGAGCGACGCCUCUGCGUUUAUUGUUAGUUUUAAUUAAAUCGCGGGGACGAAGUUACGCGGUUUAUCGGGGCGGCGUUGUAAAGCAGAGUGUACAGUUAUUUUUCCAGAGAAGAGACAAAUGGGUCAGGUAUUUUCCAAUAGUUCAGUAGCUACCUCGCUUCGACGUGCGGCGCUUCAAAGGGCGAGCGGACAUUAUCGGACGCGUAUACCAAAAACGGGGUGUACCGAUCCCCAUGUAAACCUAAUUAGCCUUUGUCGCCGAUAUCGCGGGCUUUAUUUGCGGAAUCCAUGUAUCCUCACGUGCGAUUAUUCCCGUGCAACGCUCUUUCUGUCUUUGAAACGCGCCGGAGUGCAUUCUCGGCGCCAUCGGUGCAGCACACAAAGCCACUUCCUCCGCGCAGCGUGGAGGUCGCUGUCGGGGGUGUUCAAAACGGCAAAUAUCGUAAACUUUCAAGCACGACGUCCCAUCCUGGGAUUCAGGAGAUCCUGGGGAUCCUGGAUCCUGUGAAUUGCGAACUAUUUGUUCGUUUCGACCGGAUCGUCGAAUUAAAUUAUUCCUUAUGAGCACCGGGCGCGGAGCUAAUUUUGAGCAGGCCGACAGAGCCUGGGAAUUACGAUUUCGAGGACAUCAAUUAUGGCGAAAUCCUGGAAAUGGAGCGAUCGGGGUAAUGCAGUCGGUGCACUCGGUGCACUCCUGCU
This is a messenger RNA of Orussus abietinus, 5610 nucleotides long. RefSeq names its product neural cell adhesion molecule 2 (gene side). The transcript is spliced from 12 exons. Bases 2122 to 4476 code for a protein of 784 amino acids. NCBI's taxonomy places the organism in Eukaryota, Metazoa, Arthropoda, Insecta, Hymenoptera, Orussidae. Gene Ontology annotation, molecular function: protein binding. The record is from RefSeq and is a predicted model, not a curated record.